This is a messenger RNA of Microplitis mediator, 2942 nucleotides long. RefSeq lists its product as uncharacterized. The record is from RefSeq and is a predicted model, not a curated record. Lineage: Eukaryota; Metazoa; Arthropoda; Insecta; Hymenoptera; Braconidae. Bases 119 to 1873 code for a protein of 584 amino acids. The transcript has 2 exons.
UGUAGGUAGUACAAGAACUGAAAAAUAAUUUUUGGUUGCCAGUAUACCUGUAGUCGUUGCACUGAUCAGUCGAUAGUUUUGUGAUAAAUUAUUUCUCAAGUGAAUUAAAUUAUUAACCAUGGGACGUGAUUCUAGAAAGGUUUCAAGAGAACUUCGGAGUUCUGAAAAAAUUAAUAAGUCGCGUUCAGUCAAAAGAAAGAAUGUUUUUAAUCCGAAAACAGCCGAACGUGAUGAAAGUAUUCAGAGUACAUCUUCUAAAAAAUUAAAACAAAACACUGAAGAUGAUGUACCUGAAGACAGCAGUACUGAAUUUCGAAUAAUAAAUUUUAUUCAGGUAUUCACUGCAAUUUCUGCUCUUAUAAAAUGUAAAAAAUGUGAUGGAAAUGUAGUGUUUCAAACAGCAAGUACACGUGGGCUGGGAUUCAAAAUUGUAGUUGCAUGUAAUAACUGUGGAAAUGAAUAUAUUCCUUCCUGUUCUUUCGUUGGGCAUUCUUAUGAAAUAAACAGACGUUUCAUUUUUGUAAUGAGAAUACUAGGAAUAGGAUACGAAGGAUUGUGCAAGUUUUGCGGCCUGAUGGACAUGCCGUCUUUUUUAGAUAAAUCUACGCAUACAAUUUUACUGAAACAGAUUUUGAAUUGUAGUAAAGCCGUCGCAGAAACCUUCAUGACGAAAGCUGUGAAUGAAGAAAAGCAAGCAAUGCCAACAACUGAAAAUGAAGAUAUAAAUCAUCUAACUGUAUCGGGAGAUGGAACCUGGCAAAAACGGGGAUAUACAUCGUCAUUUGGAGUUUCUUCUAUAAUUGGCUAUUUUACUGGAAAGAUUCUUGACAUAAACAUUAAAAGUGCAUAUUGUAAGCUAUGUGAGUAUUGGAAAAAAAAAACAAAUACUGUUGAGUUCGAGGAAUGGUAUCAAUCGCAUGAAGAUGUGUGUUCUGCUAAUCAUCAAGGGUCUUCUGGGAAAAUGGAGGUGGAUGCGAUGGUCGAAAUGUUUUCGUAUUCUGAAACUAAAUAUGGAGUUAAGUAUGCCAACUAUAUUGGUGAUGGUGACUCCAAGACCUAUUCAGGAAUUAUAAAAUCAGAUCCUUACGAAAAUACAACUGUAAAUAAAAAGGAAUGUAUAGGGCAUGUCCAAAAGCGGAUGGGGAGUCGAUUACGUACGCUGAAGAGUAAACAAAAAGGUCUUGGUGGUCGAGGUAAGCUCACAGGAAAAUUAAUAGACAAACUAACUGUGUACUAUGGUUUAGCAAUACGCCGGCAUUGUGAUUCUAUUGAAAAUAUGAAAUCUGCUAUAAUGGCAACCUUUUAUCACUACGGCUCGAGUGAUGAAAAACCGAAUCAUGAUAUGUGUCCAAAAGGCGAAGAAUCUUGGUGCUCUUACCAGCGCGCUGAAGCAAGAGGAGAGCUUGAUACUUUUUCUCACGAUUAUUCUCCUUUACCUUCUGAUGUUUUAAAAGCUAUCAAGCCUAUAUACGAAGAUCUUAGUAAUGAAAAUUUACUUUCAAGAUGUGUAGGUGGAUUCAAUCAGAAUAAUAAUGAAAGCUUUAACCAACUAGUAUGGAAAAUAUGCCCAAAAACGGUAAAUACUAGUUUUACCAUCGUACAAAUAGCUGCAUACGUUGCUAUGUGUAUAUUUAAUGAGGGUAUAAAUUCAUUAUUAGUCUUGAUGAAUACACUAGGACUUAAUUGUGGGCCUAAUUCUCAUCGGUAUGCAGAAAGAAUGGAUGCUGCACGUAUCAAAGUAGCAGAUAAGCGCGCUAAUGAUAACACCCGAGAAGGUCGAUUGCAACGUAGGCACCAGCAAAUCGAUAUUUUGGAAGCUGCUAUGUCGGCUGAAGAGCUAUUAUAUGGUCCAGGAAUAGAUGACUCAGUAUGAAUCUCCAAGGACUUAUGAUGAUCACCGCAAAGGACUUCGGGAGGAACGGGCUCUACAAAAACAGCGAUAACUUUUUGAAUUAUUAAUUUUUUUUUUUGAAAUUUUCGUGAAGUCAAAUCGAAACGUGUUCUAAUAAAGCUAUGUUUUUAUUUUUGUCAAAUAAAGUAAUUAACUACAAAAAAAAAAUUAUUGAAAAUCAUCAUUUUUUCAUACCCCUGAGUACCCCUAACCCCUUAAAUAAGAGUUGAAAACGUUUAUUCUAUUGACAUGAGCUGAAAUUCUUAUGAAUAUUUAUAAAAUUCAUGAAUUAAGUUGAUGAAUCUAAAAAAGUUAUUAAAAAACUUUUGAAAUUCAAACGCAUUGAGAUUCGGCAACGAAUAUCUUCUAAAUGGUUAGAGAAAUCAAUUAAACAAUUCAGACCUUUCUUGUAGAGCGUUAAAUUUCCUACAAAAACAUGUCACGCUCAUUUGACAAUAAUUAUUUUUCAAGGACGUAGAAAAUCAUUAAAAAAUAAAUUUUUUUAAACAUAUUCUUCAAACUUUGAUCUCGAACAUCUUUUGAAAAGUAAAAGUUAUCGCUUAAACACACAAAUCCUUUUUUGUAGAGCAUUCAAUUUCCUAUAAAAUCAUGUACAAUGAUUUGGUUAAACCAUUAAUAAAUAAUGAGAUAUGGUCAUUUAUAUAAGAGACUAAAGAAAAAAAUGGAAAACUGCGAUGAGGAGGACCUUUCUUAAAAAAAAAAUAUUCGAUUUUUUCGAAUCACCCUAACGUACAUACACAAUAUAAAAAUAUUGUUCACUACGUUAUGGUCAGAGGUAGGAUUCUCAGUAGACUUGAAGUGAUAGCAUUUAUCUGCAGUUAUGAAACUUCGUACGUCAUCUCCGGGCUCGCUACGCUCACCCAUCUAACUGCGUACUCGGUCUCUUUGAAAAUACGCCAUAACCUAAGACUUUUGACGUCACUUUAAGCCUGCAGGAUUCCUACCGUUGCACAUAUAUAUCAGAAAUAUCAAUUAUUUUUAUAUGCGUGUAUAAUAUUGAUUGUUUAAUUUUUAGUGUAUGAAAUUUCAU